This is a messenger RNA of Cannabis sativa, 1967 nucleotides long. Its product is annotated as L-type lectin-domain containing receptor kinase S.4-like. Gene Ontology annotation, cellular component: plasma membrane. The transcript has a single exon. The record is from RefSeq and is a predicted model, not a curated record. Gene Ontology annotation, molecular function: ATP binding; carbohydrate binding; protein kinase activity. Lineage: Eukaryota; Viridiplantae; Streptophyta; Magnoliopsida; Rosales; Cannabaceae. Gene Ontology annotation, biological process: protein phosphorylation. The coding region runs from base 97 to 1746 and encodes 549 amino acids.
UUAAGCUUCAGCACCAAUUUUGUCUUUUCAAUUGUUCCCAAGUAUCCUGGUUUCGGAGGCCACGGUCUCACUUUUGUUCUCUCAUCUAAAUACCCCAUGGAAGGUUGCCUUGCAAACCAGUAUCUUGGCCUCCCUAACGUCACUAGCAAUUCUCAAUCUUCCACUCGUAUGAUCGCCAUAGAAUUUGAUGCCAUUCAGAAUCAAGAUUUACAGGACAUCAACGAUAAUCAUGUGGGGAUAGACAUAUCCAGCUUGGUGUCCAACAUAUCUGUGCCUGCAGCAUACUACAAUACAAAUGAUGGUAAUGACAGCAAAUAUACCACAAUAAUUCUCAAGAGUGGUGACUCUCUUCAGGCCUGGAUUGACUAUGACAGCCUGCAGGAGUUGCUAAAUGUUUCAAUAUCUCCUCUUGGUAUGGGGAGGCCACCACGGCCUCUUAUAUCAUUUCCCAUUGAUCUUUCACAGGUGUUGGAGGAAUACAUGUACAUUGGCUUCUCUGCUUCGACUGGUUUACUCUCUGCUGCUCACAAUGUCCAUGGCUGGAGCUUUAAGAUCGGCGAAAGAGCACAGGAUUUGGACCCGACAGAGCUGCCAACUUUGUCAUCAAGUUCUAACGAGGUAGUCCAACAGAAAGGAUUUAAAGUAGGCAUAACUUUUGCUAGCAUUACAAUUUUUAUUUUGGUCAUCUUUGCUGGUGCCUAUAUUAUACGCAGAAUAAAAAGCAAAGAUGAGAUUCUAGAAGAUUGGGAAAUUGAAUAUGGAGCUCAGAGAUUUAAGUACUCUGAGCUUCACUUUGCUACUAGGGGUUUUAGAGAGAAGAACUUUAUAGGAUCUGGAGGAUUUGGGAGUGUCUAUAAGGGGGUGGUUCCCAGUACAGGAAGAGAAGUAGCUGUAAAGCGAAUUUCUAACAAUUCCCGUCAAGGAAUUAGAGAAUUUGUAGCAGAAAUAACAAGCAUGGGAAAGCUGAGACAUCGAAAUCUUGUGCAGUUACAUGGGUGGUGUCGAAGACAAGAUGAUCUCCUCCUUGUAUAUGACUAUGUACCAAAUGGAAGCCUUGACAAGCUUCUGUUCGACAAUGAAAACCAGAAGAAAAAGCUAUCCUGGGAGGAAAGAUACAAAAUCCUCAAUGAUGUAGCUCAAGCAUUGUUAUAUCUGCAUGAAGAGUGCCAAGAGAUGGUGGUUCACAGAGAUCUGAAACCCAGCAACAUUCUGAUCGAUGAAGGCCUCAAUGCAAAGCUAGGAGAUUUUGGUUUGGCAAGAACAUAUGAGCAUGGACACAAUCCAGAUACAACCAACAUUGUGGGCACACUAGGGUACAUGGCUCCUGAACUAACAAGAACUGGGAGAGCCACCCCAAGUACAGAUGUGUACAGUUACGGUACAUUGCUGCUGGAAGUAGCUUGCGGAAGGAGGCCAAUCGAGCCUUAUAAGAAUGCAGGAGAGAUAGUAUUGGUGGAUUGGGUAAGGGAACAACAUUGUGGAGGAGACAUUACCAGAGCUGUUGAUCAGACAUUGGAUAACUACAACUCGGAAGAAGUUAGCCUUGUGCUCAAUCUUGGCCUACUCUGCUCUCAUCCCCAUCCUGCCUGCAGGCCAAGUAUGAGAAGGAUUGUUCAGUAUCUAUUGCGACAUGCCAAUCUUCCAGCACUAGCAACUGACAUUCACAUCGAUCAUCCUAGAGUCAUGAUAGAACACUCAGAUAGUAGCUCAGAUGAUUCUCAUCAGUCCUGUAGUAGGAUGACUUGACUUCGUCUAAGAAUAAUAGCUUCAAAAGCUUUGAUAGAAGGGUUUCUGUGGAUAAGAGCACAAGCAUUACUAUAUAGAUUUCACUCAUGUCAUGUACAUAAAAAAUAAGUAUUAAACUACUAUUUGUAUCUGUAAAAUUGUAGACAUUGUACUUGAAAGUGGAGAUUAAAACUGUGAAAAAAUAAAUGUUUAUAUAAAAAAUAAAACAUAAAUUCAUCUAA